Molecule: messenger RNA, 4120 nt
Organism: Vanessa atalanta (red admiral)
Lineage: Eukaryota; Metazoa; Arthropoda; Insecta; Lepidoptera; Nymphalidae
Product: AT-rich interactive domain-containing protein 5B-like
Exons: 13
Coding region: 320-3409 (1029 amino acids)
Molecular function (GO): DNA binding
Source: RefSeq, a predicted model, not a curated record
ACCGUCGAACGGAACGGUCGUGUGACGUCAUUAUUCCCGCGUUUUUUUUUCUUUCAAAAAAAUGUUCACGAGCGCCAUGUUGUCACAUUUUUAUUGACAUUAAUUUAAAUGUUUUAACAAUAAUUUUUAUGUUGUUAUUGUUGACGCGUCGUGUUUAAUUGUUGUGAUUGUGUUUUAUAAUUAUAAUUGUUUGUGUUAUAAUAUAGUUUUAAUUUAGUUAUAUAUGAUAUUAGUGAAAUGUUUAGUGCAUUGAAAUCAUACGGACCAACUCAAUGAAAUGUGGAUAUCGAGUUUUGUGUGAUCAUUGGAUUUGUAUAUUAUGGAGAAGCCGUCUUAUAAGCUGGUCGGGGCGCCCUGUGGUCACCAUGGUCAGUACACGUUCUACAAAGCGAUUAGACUGACAGGACCCAAGGAGAGGAUAGUGGCCAUCGGAGACUUUUUCUUCGUGAGGAUAUGGCAGGAUUCGGAGCUGGUGUCCAUAGGCGAACUGCAACUGCUAUGGACGGACAGGGUCUCAGACCAGACCCUGGUGUCGCUUAGGCUGUACUUCCUGCCAGAGAACACGCCAGACGGCAGAGGCCUUCAUGGGGAGGACGAAGUCCUUGCCAUCAACGACAAGGUCGUGCUCCGUGCCGAGGACUUGCUCAGUUGGGUAUGCAACGGGGCCGAAUGGAGAUGGGGACUCCGAGCGGUCUGGAGAGGCGCCUGCGCCCCCCCUAGCGCUCCUUGCGUCACGUCACCCCUACAUCACACGAAGCUCGACUUCAGCGACGUGGAGAAAGAAAAGUGCUCUAUAACAGUAGAAGUAGAAGAUCCAGGUGUUGUCGUGUUCUCGUACCCUCGCUACUGCCGCUACCGAGCACUGCUCGCCCGCCUCGACGGUAUCCAGGCGGACUGGCUGCGGGACUCGCUGGUGGCCGCCCUCGGGGGUUACGCCGCUCCCACCAAGAAUACUAGAAUAUUGUAUUGCAAGGAUACUUUCGAGUACCCUGAACUAGAAGGCCACGAGUUCGUCUGUAAUCACCUAGCGCCGAAACUGAAGGGCAGGCCGCGCGGGCGGCGGCGGCGAGCGGCGCGGUCUCGCGACCGGUCGCCCGACAGGUCGCCCGACCGGUCGCCCGACUCGCGCUCCAGUGACAGUGACAGGAAUACGCCUGACACGAGGACGCCAAGAAGACUAUCACUCCGUAACGGAGCGGAGAAGCAGAGCGAGGAGGAGGAGGAAGUCGAGAGGAAACCAGAAGAGAUAGCCAAAGACGAAGCUUUCCUGCAGCAGCUCAGGGAGUUUCUCAAAAGUCAAAACGAUUCGCUUAAGAUAUCGCACUCGUUGAAAAACGUGUCGCUGCGCGGCGUGUACCUGUGGGUGUCGCGGCGCGGCGGGCUGGGCGCGUGCCGCGCGGCGCUGUGGCGGCGCCGCUUCGGCCCGCGCGCCGCCGCCCUGCGCGCGCUCUACCAGCGGUAUCUCCUCCAGUACGAACAUUACCAAAGAUGGAACGGCCUGAUGCACCCGAAGCCCAACGGGAAGGUCGAGGAACCGAAUACCAUAGACACGAUAGACGUCACGGACUCGCCGAUCCGCGAGGUCGACGUGAAAAAGGACCUCCCCGAGAAGAGGCUCCGGACCCCCUCCCCUAAGAAACUCAAACCGGAGAAAUUAGUCCUAGACAACGAGACGGGCGAGCUGACGAAGGAGGAGAUGAACAUAACCUCGAAACCCGCCGAGGAGUUGAACAGGGAGUUCCUGGACUCGCUCCCUAACCCGAAAGAGGAGGAGAAGGGGAAGAUCUUCGUGAAACCGGUCGAGAAGCUGAUAGAGCCGAGCCUGAAGAUGUUGCAAGACACGGCCCCGUCUGAUCCGACGAAGCCGACCGCGAUGGACUCCAGCAAACCGACGGACGUCGGGAGCAAGCCAGGCGACGGGUCCGUGUUCCUCAACGAAUUAGCACAAAAAUUGAACUUAGGGAACACGGACACGAGGUUCCUGCACCAGCUGUCGCAGACCCCCCCCACCGACAGCCUCUCGAGCCUCUCGACCCUCGGCGACAAGUACACGAACGGACACACCAACCUCACCAGUAACCCUGACAUGCAGCGCUCCCGCCCCGCGGGCCGCAGCUCCCUGCGCGCCGUGCGAGUCAAGCCCGCGCGACCCCCCGCCGCCACGCCCCCGAUACCUCCUCUCCGCACGGACUCCGCGUCGUCCUCCCCCCCGCUGGGCAGCGUGCCCCCCACAGUCACGACCACCGCUACCACCACCAUCAACAACUUCGGCAUUCACCACCCCCCGCCGCCCGCCAGUCACAGCGAUGAUGAAAUUGUGGAGGUGCCCUAUAAACCGAAAAGUCCUGAAAUUAUCGACCUAGACGAGUACCCAGAGAGCCCUCAAGGUAUUAAGAAGAAAAAACUAGAAAUCUUAAAAGAGAGGGGGUUAGAAGUUACCGCAGUUCCACCGGGGCCCGUCUGGGCGGCUCCCAUUCCCAACCCCAUCACCCCCCUAAUUAACCCCAGUCCUAUAAUCCUCAACCCGGCGGUUCAGCACCAGAUUAUGACCCAGGCUCAAAUAUUCCAAAUGUACAAUAUUAUCCCACCGACUUAUCCAAAUGGUAUUCAGGUGCCCAAAGUCAUCCAAGCGUCCAGUGCCUUCGGGACCGCUGGACCAGAAAAAACGGUGUACGGCAACCCUAAAGACCCCUUCAUGCCCCCGCCACACGUGCUGCAGGGCACCCCUAUCAAACCACAACGAAGUAUCCAAACCCCGACAUCAACCCCCCAGGACAUCUUAGACUUAACUUGCAAAACUCAAACGAGUCCAGCUCAGAAACCUGCCGUGGAAAUAGUCAGGAUACCCUCGGCCCCGUCCCCUUCGAAAACCCCCAAUGCCCCCCAAAAUUUGAGCAAAAACUACACCCUCCUGGACGGGAAAGCAGUCGUCGGCUCGAAUUUAGAAAUAACGCUAGUUAAUUCGAAAUCCCAAACUCCACCGAAGCGACCGCCGCAAAAGCGCUCCUCGAAUGGGAAAUUCGUGUCCGCAAAAACUCCCACUCCCCCCAAAGACUACCCCAAGCCUUACCCGUCCCCGUCCCCUAAGAAGCCCCCAAUAGUGGUCCCCAAUUACCAAAUACCGAGCAGAGAAGACAUAUCCCCGACAAGUUCGACCACGGCGAAGGAAACGCAGAACAAUAUGCUCCAGAACGCUUUCAAGGGUCAAAACUUGGCGCAGAUCAUGGAAAUGCAGAAAACUGUGCCCAACCUCAACCCGUUCAUGGACCCGAUGUACAUGAACGCGUUCUACAACAGCUUGGGGCCGAUGGACCAGCGCCAGCUGGCCAUGUACCGGGACCUGAUGACCAGUCAGUUCCGAGGGUACAGCGGCCUGCUGAACAUCGGCACGCCGACAACGAAGAAUUAAUUAAUCUAGUCGGUAGAUUGAAAUUAACGUUUUAUUGGACACGACAACAUCGCCCAUGACUUAACGAAGCUGUUCCACGUUAUUGACUAUUGUCGUAUCAGCUAGCACAACCCCCUUGGGUGGGGGGGUUAGUUUAAGUAUAGCAAUGUAAAUUGGAACGUGUUCAAUAAAAGCUUAAUGUUUUAUUUGAUUGUGAUAUGGAAGUAGUUCUAAGUCGAUCUCUAGUUAUUUUAAAGGGAUUUUUGUGAGCGACCCGUCCCGCUCUGCGCCCGUAUGUGCGACAGAGACGGCACCAGCUGGUCGUCUCUCUCUAACAUACAGGCUGCCGGGAAUGACUCCCUUUUCUGUAAAUAAAUUGUAAAUAAAGCGGUUCUUUUUCCUUUACGACCGAUGACUACGUGACGAUUAUUUUAGGCUGGCAACAUUGGAGAUUAAAGUAUCCGGGUUCCGUAUGAAGAUAAAUGCAUUUUUUAAGGGUCGUAUAAGCUCUUCAGUCUGUUGAUGUUUUGAACGGAGUUUAGUUGUUUUGUCACGUAGCUGUUAAUGUCGGUUAGUUGAAUUGUAGUUUAAAUUUAACGAUGGAUGUUGUUCUUAGGGUAAUGUUUUUUAAAUUCGGAUGUAAUUACGCCGUUACCUGUUUGGACCAACGUUGGACCAAACGUGGCCGAGACGGUGUCCCUAUCGCUGUACAAAAUAAACAAUUGAAAAAUU